CCGCUCGGGGCGAGGCCAGCCGCACCGCCGUCGCAGCCGAGGCCGCCUCCCACCCCUGAGGCGCAGCGUGCGGUCAUGAAGGAGCUGGCGAGGCUACGGCGCGACGUCGAGGCUGCGCGGCGCACGUGCGUCGCCAGCGCCACCACCGCCGCUACCCAGCUCGCGCCGGAGACCACCGGCCCCACGGCGGGGCAGGGUCCGCUGGACUCGCGGCUGGAGAGGAUCUGCGUCGAGGUCGCGCGCUCCCGCGGCAUCACGGUUCGCGAGGUGCCCCUUGUCCGCAAGGCAAACUUAGCGAUGAAGGCGCUCGGGCUCCCCUGCGACAGCUUGCUGGCAGACAGCUUGAGCCUUUCCACCAAGAUCGAGCUGAUGGAGGGCCACCUCUUUUACCACGUCGCCCGGUCAAGCUCUCCGCCGACGGCGGCUGCGCAAGAGGCGGCGAGCGCGCCGUCGCCGGCCCCCAAAGCGGCGGUGGUGGAGGCGGAGGGGGUGGUCGACGUUGCGGUGGAUGAGUCGGACCUCAUGACUUGGACCGUCCAGAUGGCAAUGCCUCGGGACUCGCCUCUCGGCGCAGACCUCGCCUCCUACGCCGCGGCCGUCAAGGGGGGCGGCGGUAGCCUCGCCGCCACCGCCCCCCUCGCCGCCACCGACGCGCCCGCCACCGUGACGCUCGAGGUCGAGAUGCCGCCCAACUUCCCCGCGGCGCCGCCCUUUGUGCGGGUGGUCGCGCCGCGCUUCGCCUUCCACACGGGCCACGUCACUGUCGGCGGCUCGGUCUGCAUGGAGCUGCUCACAUCGGCGGGGUGGCGCCCCGAGUACACCCUGCGCAGCGUGCUCGUGCAGGUGCGCGCCGCGAUGAUUGCGGGUGGCGGUCGGCUGGACCCGCGCCGGCCGCAGGUGCCAUACUCGAAGGACGAGGCGCGGCGGGCCUUUUGGCGGGUGGCGCAGCAGCACGGCUGGGAGCGGCCCGGCUCAGGGCAUUGAGGGGUGUGCGGAGGUGCGGGGUGCUGCGCCGGCGAGUCAAGCGCCUCGAUGGCUGUAAAGCACCAUCGGGCUGUAGCGCGCUCGCCGUAUUGUCGCGGGGAGGUAUCCUCGGGGGGGGGUGAUGAGCAGGAGGUGGUUCGCUCGCGCCGCGGAUUGCGUUUCUACCUAGGGAUCUUGUGUUGCGAGCGGCCUUGAUGUGAAUGUACUGGUAUGUCUAUGUCUAUGUGCGGUUUUGUUGUCUCUCGUGGAAGUUGUCUCGUUGUGUGCGGUGUGCCCCCAGGUCGGGCGUUGUGGAUAUCGAGGGUGGCACCAU
Emiliania huxleyi CCMP1516 is the source of this 1297-nucleotide messenger RNA. RefSeq lists its product as hypothetical. The record is from RefSeq and is a predicted model, not a curated record. NCBI's taxonomy places the organism in Eukaryota, Haptophyta, Isochrysidales, Noelaerhabdaceae. The coding region runs from base 76 to 984 and encodes 302 amino acids. The transcript has a single exon.